This is a messenger RNA of Lecanosticta acicola, 1977 nucleotides long. The record is from the annotation of a GenBank genome assembly. Lineage: Eukaryota; Fungi; Ascomycota; Dothideomycetes; Mycosphaerellales; Mycosphaerellaceae.
AUGCGCGAGGUCAACUUCAGCAUCCCUAACGCGAACAAGGCCUCGGUCGGCAUCACACACGCCCUCUACGACCGCCGAGCCCUGGACUGCACAUCUACCCUCCCGCUCAUCAACUCCCUCAAUAACCUCGCAUACCUCACAACCUCUUCGGGUCGUAUUCGAGACAUCCUCACCGUCGAUGGCGGCAUCGAGCGCUUGGUAUGCAUCCUCAAAGAGGGGCGGAGCAAGGAUAUGAUGGACAUGUGGAAGUGGAAUCUGGCUUUUCAAUGCAUAGUAAACAUUGGCGUGAGAGGCUCAGAGCAGGUGCGCACUCGCGUCGUGGAGGCAGACAUGGUCCCAGUCAUCGCGACAAUCCUAGACAACUACUUCCAGGUCAUGGACAGGCACAGAGAAAGGGUCGAGAUGGAGAACCGACGGAAGUGCCCUUUCAGCGGAUCACGGGGCUUCUCGCGGUCUUCCAGCAGGAGCGAGACCCAGGAGCAACGCCUUGGGAGGAGUCGCAGGCAUGCACCGCCUCCUAUCUCCAUCCCAGAGUCGAGAGAACAGCCAGAAGCAGACGAUCCCGCGAGCGAAACCACGCCUACCGCACCCACUGCAAAUCUGUCGCUCAGCUCGCCUCCGGAGAGAACAGUCUUCCCGCGACGGCAGAGCCUUCAGCAAACCAAUGCUGGCGGCAGCAGCAGCAGCAGCAGCCGUGUGCAGUUCUCCUCACCACCAAUUCCCACCAACAGGCAACCUGAAGCCCCGACUUCGACAAUGACCCUGCAAAGCAACGCGAGUGGCAGCUUUGUGCGGCCUGUGCGCGACAUCGAUCGACUUCCUUCCAUGGUCACCCCAGUUCACGCGGAACUAAGUUCACAGCCUCAAUCUCCAACUACCCCCGGCGCACCCUUUCAAAGGCCUGGCAGUCCGAGGGCUUCGGCAAGCGGCACACGCCCCAGACGAAGGCCAUCUAUUCGCCAUCAGCUCUCUAUAUCCGGCUCUGACGACGAUGCGCAGCUUGAAGAAGGCGUGGAGGAGUCCAACGGCACUGAAGGAGAACCUGUCGUCAACAUCCAAAGCGAUAUUGUCAUGCAAGACAUUGGCAACGACGACGGCCUGAUGGAGCCACAAGGCAACACCCUGACGCUCAACGUACCGGACGUUACGAGCACUGACGACGAGACUUUCAACAUCACCCACCGGUCCACAGCAGACGGUAGCCUUGUCAACUCCACAACGCCUACUCAAGGACAGAUGAACCUCCCAACACCACAACUUCCGCCUCCAGUGAAUGCGGUCAAUGCGACGCCUCCAAACCUCCAAGCUCCUGGCUGGUAUCCCGCACGCGCCCUUGCUGAUCGACCCGGUGCCCUUCUCGCAGCCAUGCCGCGCGACGAGGACGUGUUGAUGUCGCUGCAGCUGCUGGCGUACGUCUCAAAGUACUGCAACUUGCGAUCGUACUUCCAGCAAUCUCGGCUCGUCCCUCGGCUAAAGAUUGGGAACGAGCUCAAGAUGCUAGACCCCGACUACAAUCCAGCGACCCACAAGUUGCCCACACAGGAAGAGCUUGAUGAAGAAUGGGAUGACGAGUUUGUGAAGAAGCCAGGAGAGCAGCCGUUCAACAUCUUCCCACUCAUUGAGAAGUUCACCGCGAAGCCGUCGACGCGGCACGGCAACACAGCAUCGCCACAGCAAGGCGAUAUGCAAUACUGGGCCGGAGUGGUCAUGCGCAAUCUCUGCCGGAAAGAUGAUAGCCGUGGAGGCAUCAGGCAAUGUGCAUACUGGCAGUGCGGGAAAUGGGAAGAAUACACCCGCCAGUUCGCCAAAUGCCGACGAUGCAGGCGGACAAAGUACUGCAGCAAGGAAUGUCAAAAAGGUGCAUGGGGAAGCCACCGCUUCUGGUGCGUUGCUGCUGAGGAUGGCAGAGAUGGAGAGGCUGGAUCGAGCGAGAGACACCACCACCGACACCACCGGCACCAUCACCACCACCAUUGA